This is a messenger RNA of Durusdinium trenchii, 1929 nucleotides long. NCBI's taxonomy places the organism in Eukaryota, Dinophyceae, Suessiales, Symbiodiniaceae. The record is from the annotation of a GenBank genome assembly.
AUGCCACCUCCACGUCCCGAGUCCCAGGAGCCAGAGGAGGACUCGUCUGAGGAGACCUCCUCUUCAGAGGCCGAGCAGGAGCAGCCACCGCCCAUCGCCUCUGCAGAGGCAGCUGCCUCCAGGGCAGCGGCCUUAGCAGAGCAACUUGCUGCCCGGACAGCAAUCACGGCCAUCGCCAAGGCUCCAGCGCCUUCUCCAGGCCGGGAGGCCCGCAACAACGGUUCGGCCUCACCCUUUGCGCGGCCUCGGGAGACCGGACCUUCGGUGGAGGUAGAGCCAUUGAUCUUAGAAGCGGAGCCACAGGAUCUGGUGGUGAUUGGCAACGCAGCGAACUGCGGCGCCUGGAUUGGAAAGGCCAUUACAGAAAGCCAGUUUGUGGCAGUGGUGAAGACACCCGUCGCACCUAGCACUUCUGUCAUCGUUGAUGCUCGACUGGCAGAGGAGGCGAACAUUAAGCCUGAGUUGUUACAGCGACGUUGGAUGGCUUUGCGUGUCCGACGGCCCACCGGGGAUCCUCGCUUGCCUUUGCGGGAGCUUAGUGCUCUUUGUGAUCAAUUGGUGCAAGCUGGUGUGGAACCACGAACCCUAGUGCCAAUUGACUCGAGGAGCUACUUGCUCAUGAGUCGAGAACAUGUGCACGUCUCGGUGACCGCAUUGGUGCAAUGUGGCCAUUUGGUGUCUCCAGCAAGACGCGUGGUAACUGCGAUGCAACUUCCAGAUGCUUCACCUGAAUUGCCAGAGCCGCAGGUGGGCGCAUGGAAGUUGACUCAGCGUCAUAGCCCAAACAUUACAAAGGACUUCACCGGGGGAGAUCUCUUCCAGUCCACCUUGAGAGUGCAGGCAAAGUGCGGCCUCUAUGCUGAAGUGCGCGCAGCCGAUCGCUCCGAGGUCUCCUCUGCAUUCCAUGCCCAACAAAGCUCCUUUGGCACGCUUCGCUUGGGUGGGGACGCUGGAGCUUGGCGGGAUUCCAUCGUGGAGUUCCAGCCAUCAAAAGGAUCGCCGCCUGCAUCACUUCGCUUUACCAUGCAAUGCGAUGACAAAGAACUGAAGGAGGAGACUGUACCGGCACAAGGAUCUCAAGGUGUGACUGAAAUCUGGUCAAAGAUCCCAUUGUCUGAGAGGGUUACCGCUUUGGAGCUGGAUUCUGAUACGGCCAAUGGUCGUGCUGGGAUUUGGAUGUUUGCCGGAAAUCUUUUUCUCCGCAUUAUAGGUGUACCACGAACCGAGAGCCUUCUUGGCUCCCACUGUUGCAGAUCCUUGUCACAGCUCGAAUAUUUCCAUGGGAUCGACGCGGUUCAGAAUGAGCUGCGAAAGUUUGAAGUGCUCGUGGGAGAAGUGGAACAACCUGGAGUCCUCCGAGCACAUCGCUGCACGUGGCAGGAUGAUGCAGUACCCAAUCCUAUAGGGCAGUUUCUUUUGGAUGCUCGCCCCAACGCGGAGAGUGGUGGAUCUGCGGAGGUGCAGCUGGAGAAUGGCUGUGUUUUGCACCAAGAUCCCGAUGGCAAACAGCUUCGUUGGCGCAUCCAUGAAUGGGGCCCCGAUCCCUUCACCGUACCAGAGCCAAGUGUGGAAAGCGAGCCAGAGCCUGCUCAAGACGCCCAGCAGGCAAGCGAGAGUGAGAGCGAAAGUGUCCGCAAGAAAAAGGACAUUAAGGCAGCAUCGAAGGGUGCUGCUCCCAAGGGUAAGGCCAAAGCACAGGCUCAAAGUGCAAAAAAGGAGGAGAAAGACUCAGAUGAAGAGACUGAAGAGAAGACUGAAGAGAAGAAGGAGAAGGAGCACAAAAAGAAGAAACACAAGAAAGACAAAAAUAAGGAAAAGGACAAGGAGAAGGAUGAUGAAAAGGAUCGAAAGAGGGGCAGCAGUAGAUCCAGAUCCUCGUCUGAAGUCAAAAAGAAAAAAAAAGAAAGACAAGUCACGAGGUCGCAGUGA